Aspergillus alliaceus is the source of this 1716-nucleotide messenger RNA. Its product is annotated as SDR family oxidoreductase. Lineage: Eukaryota; Fungi; Ascomycota; Eurotiomycetes; Eurotiales; Aspergillaceae. The record is from RefSeq and is a predicted model, not a curated record. The transcript has 5 exons. The coding region runs from base 398 to 1555 and encodes 385 amino acids.
GUCAUACCACAGCUCGUCAGAUUUUGGUAGCUUUUCUAGCGUUGCAGAUUAGGCAAAUCGAAUGUGGACCAGGUCCUUCCGCAAUACCGACGGGGUUAAGCGCAAAUAAUCACGACCAUUACCUCCCAAAACAGGAGUCACACCAUUAUCAUAGUUGCACCCUGUCUCAGACUGCAACAGUAUGGACGCAUACGAACAUCGGUAAAACCGGCCACUUUAAAGCCGAACUCCCAAUUUUGACCCAUCUGUUUCGGCAGGAUACCGAUGAUGUUAUCGGCCAGAACAAGAUGGUGUUCCUCCGCCGACAAGACAAGCGAUCUAUAAAGGGUUUAAGACUGCCUUUCUUCUUCCCUUACCCAUUAGUCUCUGAAGUCUUCAGAUAGACCUAGUAUUCACCAUGAGCCCUCUGUCUGGCAAGGUCGCUUUCGUCGCUGGCGCCAACGGCAUCAGUGGUUUCGCUAUCAUUGAGCAUUUGAUUCGGCAGCCGAAGGGCGAGUGGUCAAAGAUUAUCGUGUCUUCCAGACGCCCUUUAGCGUACUUUUGGCCCGACCCUCGUGUAGAAUUUGUGGCUGUGGACUUCCUCGAGCCAGUGGAGAAGAUCGUUGCAUUACUAAAGGGUAUUUGCGCGCCGGUUACGCACACGUACUUUACGGCUUACGUACACGAUGAUGACUUCAGGGUCCUUAAAGAGAAGAACGUGCCAUUGUUCAGGAACUUUAUGGACGCUGUAGAUGAAGUUUGCCCAAACUUGGAGAGAGUUUGUCUUCAAACUGGUGGAAAGUAUUAUGGUGUUCACCUCGGACCUGUAAAAUUCCCUCUGUCGGAAGACAUGCCUAGAUAUGACGAUAAGGGCUAUAACUUCUACUAUGACCAGGAAGAUUAUCUGAAGGAGGUACAGGAGAGACGAAACACUUGGUCCUGGAACAUCAUCCGUCCGAAUGCCAUCAAUGGAUUUGCUCCCCACGCGAAUGGAAUGUCCGAAGCUUUGACCGUCGCAAUUUACAUGCUGAUCUGCCGUGAGCUCGGCCAGCCCGCUCAGUUCCCUGGCAAUGAAUAUUUCUGGAACUCCAUUGACGACAACUCCUACGCACCUAGCUUGGCUGAUUUGACCAUUCACGCUACAACACACGACCACUGCAAGAAUGAAGAUUUCCUCCAUUCUAACGGAGAUGUUUUCGUGUGGAGAUACCUCUGGCAAGACGUCGCGAAGUACUUCGGCGUUGAAGCCCCUGAGCCGCAGUUCGAUAAGGCUGUCGGUCAGAUUAACACCCUCAACAACGAAAUCGACAUGGUCGAAUGGGCGAAGGAUAAGCGCCCCGUUUGGGAAGCUGUGGUAAAGAAAUACGGAGGCAAGGUCGAUGCCUUUGACUGGGGAACCUGGGGAUUCUUCAACUGGGCAACCGGCAAAUCCUGGUGCACAAUCUCAUCUGUUAACAAGGCCAGGAAGUACGGCUGGCAGCGGACAGACAGUACCCUUGAGACGUGGAUCGAGACUUACCGGUCCUUUGAGAAUGCGGGUGUGUUGCCAGCUCAAGAAGUCCUUCUAAGAAAAUGAAUGGGAUAUUAUCCAUGAGUGUAUACGAAAGUUAAUGCUAAAAUUUUGAAAACAUUAAAUGGGAUUAAAAGUCUCCAUAAUCUUUAACCACGGCUAUCGAGAACUACAUGCAUAUACGAUGCACAAUUUACAGAGACUGCAAAAAUCAAAACCACAGUAAC